GAACUCCUGCAGCACAGUCGAGGAAGAAGGUUCCUGUGGAUUUGACAUUCGUAAACGUGAGUCGCGUGACUGGAGAGCGACUGUACUGCAGCCAAAGACGUCGGAUGCACAAUGUCCCAGCAGUCUCCAGCCGACCCUGAACGGCCAGGAAAUGCAGUCGUGGUGUGUUUGGGUCCCGUAGGAAUUGACUACAUCCCCACAGAGGAGGAGAGGAGAGUGUUCAGGGAGUGUAAUCAGGAAAGCUUCUGGUACAGAUCUCUUCCUAUAUCUGCCAUCAGCAUGGCCUUCACUCAGUUCCUUAUCUCUAGAGGUGCUCUUACAGCCUCCGGUAGAUUUGGAUCUUUGCCCAAAGUUGCUUUUGCUGGUGUUUUUGGCUACCUGGGAGGGAAGAUGUCAUACAUGAAGACUUGCCAGGAGAAAUUUAAGAGCUUGGCGAAUUCGCCACUGGGGGAGGCACUGAGACAGAGACAGCAUCACCAACCACCAGUGUUUACCCAUAAGCACCCGGAAAUGAGUGAUCCAAACAAAGCUGAUUUUGAGCCGGCCUUUCAACUUGAUGAUCAGAGGAAUCAGUCAUUGUCCUAUUCUAGCGAUUUCACUAACAGUGACCCCAUGUCCUCAGCCGCUCAAUAUGACACUCAAAUUACAGCAGAACCAACUUACGUUGAGGAGGAUGUACAGAAGAAACACAUGCUGUAUGAGGAGCUACGGAGUAAGAACAGGGAAAACUAUGAAAAAACAGAGACACUGUUGAAGCCUUCACAUGAGACCAUUCCAGCCAAGAGAGGGAAGAAGAAUAUAUAUGGAGACACAUGGGAGGAAUGAGAGCUGCUUCAACACCGUUUCACUGUCUAGAACCGUUGUCUGCAACUGAUGUCUUUUACAAUACAGAUGUCUAACUGUGUCCGAGAAAUGUCUGUCAUUGACAGUGUACCUAUUUAAUUUAAAGACCAUUUUUAUUUUUAAACUUUGUGCAGCAUAAAGG
Sinocyclocheilus rhinocerous is the source of this 985-nucleotide messenger RNA. RefSeq names its product OCIA domain-containing protein 1-like. NCBI's taxonomy places the organism in Eukaryota, Metazoa, Chordata, Actinopteri, Cypriniformes, Cyprinidae. The transcript is spliced from 8 exons. The record is from RefSeq and is a predicted model, not a curated record. The coding region runs from base 112 to 825 and encodes 237 amino acids. Gene Ontology annotation, cellular component: endosome.